AUGUGCUUCGAACAAUGCUUGGAUUGUUUGUCCAGAUGGAGGUUAUGGAUUAGGCCCCUAUUCAUUCUCCUGUAUGCUUUUGCAGCUCUGGUUUUCGUUCCUUUAUUCCUAGUGAGAUCCUUGCAGGAUGGAUUCAACAAACACGACCAAGAGAUACUUAUUGGGGGUAUUUUUGUGUGGGUUGCGAUUCCCCUGUCUCUGUGGGAAAUUAUACAGCAUGUCAUACAUUACAGACAACCUAAGUUACAAAAACAUGUUAUUAGAAUAUUAUGGAUGGUUCCUAUAUAUGCUAUUAAUGCUUGGUUGGGAUUGAUUUACCCCAAGGAAUCUGUGUAUGUUGACAGUAUAAGAGAAUGUUAUGAAGCUUAUGUUAUCUACAACUUCAUGAAGUUUCUUUUGAACUACUUAAAUAUGGAAAUGGAUUUGGAAGCAAGUUUAGAAUUGAAGCCCCAGGUGAAGCACAUAUUUCCCCUCUGUUGCUUACCAGAUUGGGAAAUGGGGAGGGAAUUUGUUCACAUAUGCAAACAUGGGAUUCUCCAAUAUACUGUUGUUAGACCAUUAACCACAGCCAUUUCUUUUAUAUGUAAAAAUUUGGAUGUUUAUGGUGAAGGACAGUUUAAGGGCAAUGUGGCUUUUCCUUAUUUAGUGGCUGUUAAUAAUAUUUCACAGUUCAUUGCUAUGUACUGUUUGGUGAUGUUUUAUAAAGCCAGUCUAGCUGAACUCAGGCCUAUGAAACCACUGCCCAAAUUUCUCUGUAUCAAAGCUGUUGUGUUCUUUUCAUUUUUCCAGGGCGUGGUGAUCGAACUGCUCGUCUACUUGCAAGUGAUCCGCCCCUCCCCCGACGCCCCCGACGACGGCCCCGCCCUCUCGACCCGCCUCCAGGACUUCCUCGUCUGCAUCGAGAUGUGCCUGGCGGCCAUCGCGCAUCACUACAGCUUCUCCUACGAGCAGUACGCGGUGCAGGGGGCCGGCGGCAGACAGCAGGGCGGGGCGGGGUGUUGCUCCGCCUUCUUGGCCAUGUGGGAUAUUUCUGAUGUGCGCACGGAUAUCAGAGAGCAUUUAGGCAUCGUGGGCAGCUCGAUCAGCAGGCGCAUACGCGGCCGCGGCACGUACACGGUCCCGCGGGGCGAGGACGAGUACGCCCACCUGGUGUCGCCCAGGGGCGCCCACAGCGCGCCCGACCCGCCCGGCUUCUACCAGGGCCCCCACGACGGCGUCUACAAAUACGGCACCGUCGGGAGGCAUCCCGUCAAAGUGCACGGCGCCGGAGACUGCGAAACGUGA
Messenger RNA from Phaedon cochleariae (mustard beetle), 1284 nucleotides. Lineage: Eukaryota; Metazoa; Arthropoda; Insecta; Coleoptera; Chrysomelidae. The record is from the annotation of a GenBank genome assembly.